AUGGCGCCCGCGGCAGCUGCCAGCUGCCAAGAUGGCGGCGCGGGGCCGCGCCCCGCGCUCCCGAGCUCUCCUCCUCAAGCUUUCCUCCGGCAAGGAGCGCGACUCGCGUCGCUGUACGCCGGUUGCCCUUCGGCCUGGGUGGUGCGGCCGCUGCCCGCCGCGCACCAUGCGGCUCCUUGGCUGGUGGCAGGUACUGCUGUGGGUGCUGGGGCCUCCCGCCCGCGGCCAGGAGGUUGCAGAGAAAAGAGGUCACUUAUGGUCAGAGGAGCAGCCUGCUUACCCAUUCCAGGUGGGGGCUGGGUACAUGAGUGAGGAGGUGCCUUCCCGUGACCCAGUGGGCCAGGACCUGGCUGCAGAAGAGGCCGAGGCAGUGCUGGGGCUGGACGCUGAUGGUGAACACAUGGUAAUGUUGUCUGUGAUUCCUGGGGAAGCCGAGGACAAACUGAGCCCAGAGCCCAGCAGCGGCACCUGCGGGGCUGGAGGGGAGGAGGACUCGAGGUGCAACCCCCGGGAGAGCCUCUUCUCUCUGGACAGCGCUGGAGCCAGCUUCCCGGAGAGAGAAGAGGAGUACUACGCAGAGCCUGAAGUGGUGGAGUCUGACCCCCCGCCGACAGAGGGUGCCAACACCACCGAAAGUCUGAAAUCCCCGAAGGUGAACUGCGAGGAGAGAAAUGUGACAGGAUUAGAAAAUUUCACUCUGAAAAUUUUAAAUAUGUCACAGGACCUUAUGGAUUUUCUCAACCCAAACGGUAGUGACUGCACUCUAGUCCUGUUUUACACCCCUUGGUGCCGAUUUUCUGCCAGUUUGGCCCCUCAUUUUAACUCUCUGCCCCGGGCGUUUCCAGCUCUUCACUUUUUGGCACUGGAUGCAUCUCAGCACAGCAGCCUUUCUACGAGGUUUGGCACUGUAGCUGUUCCUAACAUCUUGUUAUUUCAAGGGGCUAAACCAAUGGCUAGAUUUAAUCAUACAGACCGAACAUUGGAAACGCUGAAAAUCUUCAUUUUUAACCAGACAGGUAUAGAAGCCAAGAAAAAUGUGGUGGUAACUCAAGCUGACCAAAUAGGUCCUCUUCCCAGCACUCUGAUAAAAAAUGUAGACUGGUUGCUUGUAUUUUCCUUAUUCUUUUUAAUUAGUUUUAUUAUGUAUGCUACCGUUCGAACUGAGAGUAUUCGAUGGCUAAUUCCAGGACAAGAGCAGGAACAUGCGGAGUAGUGAUAGACUCAAAGGAGAGUUGGAAAGAAGAAUUUCAAUCCUUCAUUUCAGAAAUUAACGCUGCAAUUUCAUACAUUUUCUCCAGCGAAGCGCUGACUUACAACUUCAGUCAGAUUGAAAGAAUCAUGUGUUUGUUGAACUGUUGAAUGUGUAAAAAAUUAUAAACUGGUGUUUCUAACUAGUAUUGUAAUAAGCAAAUGCAAAAAUAUUCCAUAACAUUCAGUAAAAAUUCUUGUUUUUACUACUUGAACAUUACCCAGUACUUAAGGGAGUAAUCCAGUUUGACAUGUGAAGAUGUAUUUUGGUGGAAUAGUGAGUAGAAUGACAGUAUGCUUACUAUAUAGAGGCAGAAAUAGGACUUUCAGGUUAUAGUUUUAGAAAACUCUUGAUUUCUUGUAUAUGUCUGAGAAAGUUGGUUUUCUGUUCAUUUGCCAUUCCUCUCCCAGAGUCAGUAAGCAGGAAAGUGUUCUUUUAUGGGAAGAAUAAUUAGGAUCGAUAAGUGUGCCCUUUCAGGUAGCAACCAAUGGGAAAAUAAAGUCAAAUACCUUGGUGUUCAAGAUCUCUGA
This is a messenger RNA of Delphinapterus leucas (beluga whale), 1779 nucleotides long. It is a transcript of the gene TXNDC15, whose product is annotated as thioredoxin domain containing 15. The record is from RefSeq and is a predicted model, not a curated record. NCBI's taxonomy places the organism in Eukaryota, Metazoa, Chordata, Mammalia, Artiodactyla, Monodontidae. Gene Ontology annotation, cellular component: cilium. Gene Ontology annotation, biological process: cilium assembly.